This is a messenger RNA of Leishmania braziliensis MHOM/BR/75/M2904, 2268 nucleotides long. RefSeq lists its product as hypothetical. The coding region runs from base 1 to 2268 and encodes 755 amino acids. Lineage: Eukaryota; Euglenozoa; Kinetoplastea; Trypanosomatida; Trypanosomatidae. Gene Ontology annotation, biological process: peptidyl-L-cysteine S-palmitoylation; protein targeting to membrane. The transcript has a single exon. The record is from RefSeq and is a predicted model, not a curated record. Gene Ontology annotation, molecular function: protein-cysteine S-palmitoyltransferase activity. Gene Ontology annotation, cellular component: endoplasmic reticulum; Golgi apparatus.
AUGUCGCAGUCAUCAGCCAAUGUUGAGUUUCUGUAUCCCCCCGCGGAAGGCGAGAACCCGACGCGGCUUUCGGCCGUCGAUUCGGUGCCAGAGGACGCCGGCGAGACACCUGAGCCCCCUGCUUCCUCAGCGACUCCGCAGGGCUCGGCGCCGUUCCCACACCACAGCCUGCCGACCUUGGCAGGCGUUAAGCAGCCAGCGGGUGCUAUCUCAGAAACCGACUGCCAAGGCGCCGCUGCCUCUCACAGAGGAUUGACCUACGGCAGCGACCCUCCAGACGAGCUGCCCGCCUUCGGCUGCGCAGGUGAGGACGAUACGUCCGACUCAUUGGUUCAGGGAAUGCGGACCAUCGCCUAUCCGCGUUCGUGUCCGCCAACGCUGUCGACGUCAACAGUGAGCGCCAAUCGAGGCCUUCAUCUGUCUCCAGAGGCUUCGGGCGUCGAGGGCGAAAGUGAGGCAGCCGUUGCGCGCCGUGAUCUCAACACAAAGGAUAAGAUUGCUGUCGAUACACCUAGGAUGAACAGCGUCGCACCGACGGUGCCCUUUUCCUCCGCAACCGCUAGUGACAUGCCGGUGAGUCUGACGAAGAAGUAUCAUGGUGAUGCGGUGUGCAGGUACCCAGUGGAGGGAGCAGCGGAUGGGGUACCAAACCCGCUGGGUCGCGAGGGCAACGGCAACGCAAAAAAUGGGGCGACUGCAGGCAGCGUUAUCGCGGUGGACGAUGAGCAGACCCCGUCCCGCUCUACCACCGAGUAUGUGAAGGAGAACAGCGACCGGCUCUUCUCCCUUUCAAGCAUCCCUGCCCCCACGACGGCGGAGGAGUACUACGCGCGUGUCGCCGAGAUCGAUCACGUGCGCUGCGGUCUCGGUCAGGAGCUGGAGGGUGACGCGAAGGACAUCUACGGCCCCACGUGGCCCUUCUCACGGCGCAUGGUUGCCUCGAAGGUAUUCGGCGCAAAGGAGUCCCCGGCGCCGAACUGCGACCGCAAGACAAACAUCCAAGCUGUGACCGGCCCGCGGGUUUGGACGCUGCUCUUCAUUUAUGGCGCCCUCAUCAUUUACCCAAUCUUUACCACCGUCGCCUACGCUGGCGAGCACGCGUGGCAAGGCAUCGUCGUUCUGUGGGGGCUCUCCGGCGUCACGGUCGUGUUUGUGACGCUUUGCGCCUUUACAAAUCCCGGCAUUGUGCCACGCCGGCGGCUGAAGAAUGUCACCGACCGCGGCGAUAUCCUAAUCGUGCGCGUCCCGGCGCCGAAUGCGCAGGCGGUGCUAGACAAGCUGCGAGAGCUUCCCGAGACGAUGACACAACUUCCCGCGGCGAAGAGCGGCAAUGGUGGCUGUGGCGCGGACGCCAAUGCAUCUGUCUAUACCGUGGAAGCCCUCCGCAGCGCUGUCGCGGAGGGCGACAUUCCAGCAAGCGUUUUCAAUCACAGGCGAUCCACCUUGUACUCGAUGGAGCGGUACUUUGAGACGGAUACGGGCCGCAUUGUACCUUACAAUCCACGUCUGAGCGAGUCCGACUUGGCCGUGCCCACGUUGGAGUUUCCUAUCCUCUUCUGCCGAAUUUGCCAGGUCGCCAAGGGACCCCGGACGCAUCACUGCAAGGUGUGCCAGAACUGCGUAGAUGAGAUGGACCACCACUGUCCGUGGACAAACUCCUGCAUCGGUCAGAGCAACUACCCGUACUUCUUUGGCUCGCUCUUCUUCCUGCAUCUGAUGGUCCUCUAUGCCAUUCUCUACAACUUUGCGCAGAACGUUCGUUUCAUCUACCUGCACCCAACGUGGGACAUCUUGCGGCUCCUGCGCUACGCGUACGGCAUGCCGCUGAUUGUGUAUAUCAGCUUCUUCGUUCUCGGCCUCUUUUUCUUUCCGCUGCUGAUCAGUCAUGUGUACAUGAUGUGCCAGGGCGUGACGACUGCCGAGAUGCUCAAGAAGAAGUGGAAGACGAGCAAGUACUUUGAUGGCAUCAAUCCCUGGUCGCAGGAGCACUGGUAUCAGAACAUCUACACCCGUCUGUUUAAGCGCUGGCCGGCAGCGCAGGACGACCCGCUGCGCUGGCUGGAUUCGCGCUACUACUACGGCGUCACUGUCGCCGCGGCGGUGGAGGAUCAGAAGGUUGACUGGCUUAUCGCUCUGCCACCGGAAGAGCGCAAGAAGGUCGAGGAGCGCGAAGCUGCCGCACGACAGGCUGGCGCGAAGGCACGUCUGGAGCAGGAGACCGAGAUUGUGCGGGCGUCCAUGGAGAAGCGAGGCUUCCACGCUACGUGA